CGUAAUACACCUACUUCGCCUUUUCUUGACCUUCCGCUUCACGACUAGUCUGGUCUUGUUGAACGUAGGCAAAAGUUAUCUACCUUAUAACUUCUUCUAGUUUUGAAAUUCAUUUUAAUUGAAUAAAAUUCAAGAUGUACGCUUUAACUCCAUGCUUCAGAGCCAUGAUGACCUCUGCUGUUCGAUCAUCAGUGAGGCCUCUUAGUGCUACUGUGAGCACAUUGAGAGUGCCGGAGGAGCGGCCAUUUGUCGUGCAGCCAUCUAAAGUUUUGCCUAAAAUCACAUUUUCCUCGUCUCUAAUUUCUCAGCUGCCCCGAGCUCUUCAUACUAGUGCAGUUCAAAGGGAUAUUGAUUCUGCAGCUAAAUUUAUCGGAGCUGGAGCUGCUACAGUCGGUGUUGCCGGAUCAGGAGCCGGUAUUGGAUCAGUUUUCGGAAGCCUAAUUGUAGGUUACGCCAGAAAUCCAUCUCUGAAACAACAACUCUUCUCAUAUGCUAUCUUAGGAUUUGCCUUAUCCGAAGCCAUGGGUCUCUUCUGUCUCAUGAUGGCCUUCUUGCUACUAUUCGCAUUCUAAACUAACUCUAUUAGAAUCAUUUAAUUUCUGAAUUAGUUCAGGACUGUCUAAUCACAGCUAUAGCUCAUUAUCUGUAAUUGGUACAAAAUUAAAUUUGUUUUAUACCUA
Messenger RNA from Parasteatoda tepidariorum (common house spider), 680 nucleotides. It is a transcript of the gene ATPsynC, whose product is annotated as ATP synthase, subunit C. Gene Ontology annotation, biological process: proton transmembrane transport; proton motive force-driven ATP synthesis. The record is from RefSeq and is a predicted model, not a curated record. Gene Ontology annotation, molecular function: proton transmembrane transporter activity. Lineage: Eukaryota; Metazoa; Arthropoda; Arachnida; Araneae; Theridiidae.